Sporisorium graminicola is the source of this 5646-nucleotide messenger RNA. RefSeq lists its product as uncharacterized. Gene Ontology annotation, cellular component: phosphatidylinositol 3-kinase complex, class III, type II; nucleus-vacuole junction; late endosome. Bases 1 to 5646 code for a protein of 1881 amino acids. The record is from RefSeq and is a predicted model, not a curated record. Gene Ontology annotation, biological process: macroautophagy; protein phosphorylation; protein targeting to vacuole. Lineage: Eukaryota; Fungi; Basidiomycota; Ustilaginomycetes; Ustilaginales; Ustilaginaceae. Gene Ontology annotation, molecular function: ATP binding; protein binding; protein serine/threonine kinase activity. The transcript has a single exon.
AUGGGCAACACACACUCCAAUUCGAAUGCCCGAAUGGCGGGCAUCGGCAACCUCGUCGCAGAGGUUGGCAAUGACAUUCAGUACGACAAGGGCAUUGGAAAUUCGCGCUUUCUCCGAGCUGUGCGCGCCAGACACAAGCUUGGUCCGAUCGUUGUCAAAGCCUUUGUCAAGCCGGACCCUUCGAUCAGCUUAAAGAGCCUGGUCAAGCACAUUCGCAUCGAGCGAGAGUCGUUGGCGGACGUCCCCAACGUCCUGACCUAUCAAAAGGUGGUGGAAACCGAGCGUGCCGGCUACCUGAUCCGACAAUGGCUGCAUAGCAAUCUUUACGACAGGAUUAGCACGCGGCCUUUCCUCAGCGCGGUCGAAAAGAGAUGGAUCACCUACCAGCUGCUGCACGCUAUGCGAGAUACGCACGACCGCGGCAUCGCGCACGGCGACCUCAAAUGCGAAAACAUCCUCGUCACCACCUCUUUGAUGAUCUACAUCACCGACUUUUCAUCCUCCUUCAAGCCAACUUUUGUACCGCUCGACGACCCGUCCGACUUUUCCUUCUUCUUUGACACUUCGGGUCGACGAACGUGCUACCUGGCGCCUGAGCGCUUCUACGAGGCCGGCUCCAAAUACACUUCAGGAACGACUGGUGGGGCUGCCAACGACUCGGAUUCGCUGGACCAUCUCGGUAGCGUCCAGGCAGACCUGCUUGGGCUUGGGCGGCAGAGUGGCAAGGUCACGCAAGCCAUGGACGUCUUCUCGCUUGGCUGCGUCAUCGCUGAGCUCUGGCGAGAAGGUGCGCCCACGUUCACUCUGAGCCAAUUGUUCAAGUUCCGCGAAGGAAUGUUUGACAUCGACUCGAUGCUCGCUGGUAUUCCCGACGACCACGUACGCGAGCUUGUGAGAAGCAUGAUCUCAUUGAAUCCGAUGGACCGCAAGACGUUCGCACAGUACUUGAAGGACGGCCGAGGAACUGUGUUCCCAACGACGAUUCCCGACUUUUUCCACGAGUACUUGGUCCAGCUCCAGCGCACCUCACCUGCUUUGCUCAGCAACGCGAACGGGGCUGCAGGCGCCUCGUCUGUUGAGAGCACAGCAAGUGGCUCGAAUGCCUCUGUCACUGCGGCCUCGAUGCGAUCGGAUGCCGCCAACCGGCAGGCACACCGAGCCGAGAGCGACGAACGCAUGGAGAAGCUCUACGAGGAAUGGUCCGACAUCAUUCCCUUCUUCGACGACGUGGCCAUCCGGCCCAGCACCUCGACGCCGUCCACCAGUGCUGGGGGAAUCUCGGCACGCUCGGACGGUGUCUUGGGACGCUUUGCUUACAGGUCGAGCUUUCAGCCGUCAGCAGAGGAGGAAGAUCCUGAAUCAGAGCGGGGCAACGCAGGCGAUGCAGAGGAUACCUACCCUGUCCAUCUGUGCGUUCCUGGCAUCGCGCCGCAGCUAGCCUUGCUCGAGGGCGGCGGGGCAGAGGUAGAUGGCGCAGCGCAACUGGUGCUUUCUGUCAUCCUCGCUAAUUUGCGCAACUGCAUUCGACCAUCAUCUAAAUGCCAUGCCCUCGAGCUUCUCAUUCAUCUCUCUACUCGAUGGCUCACGGACGAGACCAAGCUCGAUCGCGUCCUGCCCUUCGUCAUGUCACUCUUUGACGAUCCGUCUUCGCAAGUAAGAAUGGCCGCGAUCCGCAGCUGCGUGCAGACGCUGAUGCUGGUCAAGAUCGUCACGCCCUCGAAUGCGUCCAUCUUUCCCGAAUACAUUGUGCCCAACAUCAAGCAGCUUGGUCUCGAUCCAUCCACGCCGGUGCGAUGCACGUUUGCCGCUUCCAUCGUGCCCUUGGCUGAGACGGCCGAACGCUUCCUGCAAAUGUCUCAGGCCAUGCGAGCUGAGGGCCUGUUUGCGGUUGAGCGCGAUCUCAAUGGUGGCUUCAUCGACGACCAGCCCAACGAGUCUAACUAUGACGAGCAGCUUCGAAUGUUUCAGACGCUGCUGCAGGAGAUCAUCGUCACGCUUCUCACAGAUCCAUCUGCAUCAGUUAAGCGUGCGCUUCUCGCCAGCAUAGCGCCUCUAUGUCGCUUCUUUGGCAUGGCCAAAACCAACGACGUCAUGCUGAGCCACAUGAUCACCUACCUCAAUGAUCGCAACUGGCUGCUCCGAGACGCGUUUUUCGAUAUCAUCGUUGACGUCGCCCAAGUGUCGGGCAAUCGCAGUCUCGAAGAGUACAUCUUGCCACUGAUGACGCAGGCGCUCUCGGAUUCGGAGGAGAAUGUGGUCUAUCGCGUCGUCAAUGGGCUUCGUGCCAUGACGGAACGCGACCUGCUGGAUCGCGCACGGCUGCUGACACUGCUGGAGACCACCAUGGGCUUUCUGUGCCAUCCCAACCUGUGGUUGCGGCAGGCGUCUGCAGGUUUCGUCGCGGCAGCAGCGGCAAAGCUGGACGACGUGGAUGUCUGGGCGAUCCUGUAUCCAUCUUUGCGUCCGCUGCUGCGUACGGAUGUGCAAGAUUUGUCUGAGAUCACCCUGCUCGAUACCGUGAAGGCACCUCUCACUCGGCCCGUCUAUUCAGCAGCGCUCGCAUGGGCAUCUCAAGCGUCAAACUCGGCGUUCUGGAAGGGUCAAGCCGAAGGCAAGGAUCAAGCUGGCCUCAAGAAUGGACUCGCCACCGAAGGGGUGGGACUGUUGCUGGGCAAGAGCGGCCGCGAGUUGAUUGUGCCAGCCAGAGGUCGCACCGAGGAGGAUGACCGCUUCCGUGACAAGCUGAGGAGCAUGGGCAUGGAGGACGAGGACGAGGUCAAACUCGUGGCUCUGCGCAGCGUCAUUCGCCGUCUCUCGAAGCAGGGCUCCAAGCUUAAUUCCGCGCAAGCCGAUUGGGACUUGGCUGGCGCGCCCAGCACUGCGGAUGGUCUCUCUGGAGAAGGCGCCCGCUCACAUCCAAAGGCCAUCAUCGAGCCGCAGUCGCUGGACGGCAUCACCCCGCAGACCAUUUUUUUCAGUACCAGAUCCGAGCAGCGAGCGACGCCUCUAGCAUCCGAAGGCGCCAGCACCCACACAGGCACGCUCCGGUCACAGGACGACGCCUCGUUCUCGGCGCAAGUUGCCAAACGAAGGCUGCUUGGACAUCGCACCUCGAGCGAGAGUUCUUUCAGCAGCCCGAUUGCAGAGCUGAGACGGCGCGUGAAUGCAGGCAACGCCGCAGAGUCGCAGCCCUCCACACUAUCUACGCGCCUUUCGAGCCUCGCUGAGGAAAGCGCGCAGAGCAAGCAUCGCGUGAAUGCGGGUAUCAUACCUCCCAAUCCACUACCUCAGCAGACGCAGACGAGACUGGGAGUCGGAAAGGCAAGCGCGGCUGUAGCUUCUACUGCGCUGACAGCGACCGGAACAAUGACCGAGACCUCGGCUCGGGCUCGGGCCCAGCACGCAGCCGCAGCUCAUGGAUCGUCUAGGCCCACACCAGCUGGUUCGCGCACCUCAACAGUGCGAGGUUUGGGUGGUGCCGGCGAUGCUGGAAAGCUCGGAGCUGCUGCUGGCGUAGACGGUGGGUCGAGCGUUGGCUUUACGAGUACCUACGACGGCAAUGACCCCUACAUCCGCGCCCACCUCGAGGCAGUGUACUUGGACUCGUUCCGCGAUCGUCCUGAGCUCGGUCCCAGAGUGCAUGCUGGUGUGGCUCGUCGAAAGGGUGGCGCGCCGUGGAAUCGCACAUCGACGCUUCCUCGCGCUCCCACUUCAAGUGCGAGCAAACGUCGACCAGAGGGGAGGCUGAUCGCGUACUUCACGGAACACUCGGCUGCAGUCACUUGCCUUGCACUCUCGCCGGACCAUGCGUACUUUGUAUCUGGUUCUCAGGAUGGUACGCUCAAAGUGUGGGACACGGCUCGGCUGGAGAAGAACGUGACGUCCAAAUCUAGAGCCACCUACUCGGCGCAGAAGGGGGCCAUCACCGGUGUGAUUGCGAUCGAAGCAAGUCACUGCGUCGCUUCGACGGCUACCGACGGCUCGCUGCACGUUUGGAGGAUCGACAUGAUCCAAUCGAAGGCUUCGGUACCGCGGUACGGCCGGCCGAAGCUCGUCUCGAACUUCCAGCUCAGCACGCCGGAUGAGUAUGCGACGUGCUUGGUGCAGAGCAGCAACGAGACUUCAUCGCACCUUAUUCUCGGCACGACGCUGAGCCGGCUGACCAUCUUGGAUCUGCGGACGAUGCAGGUGCUGCAGACGCUUCGGAACCCAGUCGAGUUUGGGCCGAUUACGUGCCUUUGCGUGGAUCGGAAGAAGACAUGGCUGCUGGUGGGGACUUUGUCGGGUGUGGUGUGUCUUUGGGAUUUGCGAUUUGGCUUGCGGCUGCGGGCGUGGCGUGUGGGGCCGGAGGAGGCGGGGACGCUGUACAGGGUGAAUCGGAUUGCGAUCCAUCCGUCCAAGGGGAGGGGGAGGUGGGUUUUGGUUGCCUUUGAAAAGGUUGGCGAAGGGGGGGUGGAACAUCGAGAGGAUCAUGUCGAGCAGCCUGAGGUGCUGGUGGAGACGUGGGACGUGGAUCGAGGGAUGCGCGUCGAGACGUUUGAAACGCAGCAGGAGGGUACGUUGUCCGUGUCGACUGCGAGGCGAAGUACAAAGCUGCGACAAGUGCUCGGCACCACCGACACGCGCGUGGUGACAUCCAAGAAGAACGCAGAGAUGGACGACGGUGGCGGUUCCAGCCGCAACGUGGUGAGAGGCGUGUCAAAGAGCAGACACGAUUCGAUGCUGACUGGAGCCGCCGCUGCGAUCGAGAAACUGCUCCAGCAGCAACAGAACCAGUCUCAGGCGCCACUAAACGCUGAGGCGGAUGCAAAUGCAGCAACCCUAGACCCGUUCAGCUCUGCGCCGCCCAAGACCGGCACUUCCAGCGCAGCUCGUGUGCAGAGCUGCGCGGUCAAGGCGCUGUUUGUCAGCCUCGAGGGGUAUUCGAGCUCAUCGCUCUCGAACGCCUCUUCUGCGACGUCGUCGGGGGCGGCGGCAUCAGCCAAGAAAGCAAAGACGAUCGAGCCUGCAGCAGCAGCAGCAGCAGCACGAGAUGCUGCCACCGACAUCGGCGAUGGCACGGAGACGAUCCACGCCGAGACGGGCGGGGGCUGGCUGGACGUCGGCAAGCUGACACGUGCCACUGACCGCCUGUCGGUCGCUCCUGCCUCUGCAGGGCAUCCGUCUGCAGCUGCAAGCGUGGCAACGGGGGUGGACAAUGGAGGCGGCAGCGGCCCGGGCGGGUACAUGAUUUCGGCGGGCUCGGACGCUCGGUUGCGGUUCUGGGACCUGGGCAAGCCGGAGCGGAGCUUGAUGUUUGGCGUUGCGCCGCGCGUUGUCGCCUCGCACACCCGGUCCGCGGCGGCCGGCGGCGGAGGAGGCGGGGCGAUGACGGCUGUGGAGCCCCGAUCGGAGUUCCGCACGGUCAGCGAGGCCGGCGCGCCGGCGAGGGUCGUUCACUCGGUAUGGUUCGACCCGGACGACGACGCAGCUCGAGCGGCGUCGACGAGCCGGCUCAAGUCGCCGCUGCUGGCGAACCAGACGGCGCUGUACGCACACAUGUCACGGGCGCACAAGGACGCCGUGACGGACGUGGUGGUCAUCGAGGCGCCGUUCCGGUGUGUGGUCGCGGGGGAUCGGAGCGGGUGUAUCCGUGUAUGGGAGUGA